Molecule: messenger RNA, 7797 nt
Organism: Electrophorus electricus (electric eel)
Lineage: Eukaryota; Metazoa; Chordata; Actinopteri; Gymnotiformes; Gymnotidae
Source: RefSeq, a predicted model, not a curated record
GUCCGUAUAACAGGGCAGCAAUAAACCCACUGAGGCGCCUCGGCGACACUGUUUUGCCGCCACUAUCCGCAACGUGUAUGUUCUCUUAAUUAUAGAGUAAUUAGUAUGGUAGUAGAGCAGCAGAGGACUACUGAAUUAUGAAGCAGUGUUCCAUCGGACCCUCCUUCUCGAGCAAUAAUUCCCACACUCGAUGCUGCUGUCACCCUUUUCAGUUUUGCUGCUCGUAGCAUUUUGGCUCGGCCUCUCAGAAAGAAAGGAAAGACGGUCCCCAGUCUGUGUCAGCUGUUGUCCAAGCACAUAUGGUGCAUUGUUACCAUUCCUAAGCCUUCUUCCCCAAGUCUUAGCUGCCCGUGUUAACCCACAGCGCACAUACGGUCUGUUAUCAGACAGGAUAUUAAUACCUUAAGACAUCAUUUCUUUCUUUUGCUUUAUUUUGUUGGCCAGACGAGCACUAUUAAGAUCUCCUUUAGCUUGUCCUCCCACUACCUCUGAGGUGGUGGUAGAAAUACGUAGGCCAUGGAGCCCAAUAUGGAGUACUGUCUGGCACAAGUGCUGCAGAAGGAUGUUGGCCGGAGGCUGCAGAUGGGUCAGGAGCUCAUCGAUUACAUUGCUGACAAGGGCAAGUCCCAUGAUCUGGAGCAGGACCAGACAGCACUGGACAAGAUGGUGGACGGCCUCGCCUCUUCCUGGGUCAACUCCAGCAACUUCAAGUUGGCUUUGCUUGGAAUGGACAUUUUGUCAGCCUUGGUGACAAGAUUGCAAGAUCGUUUUCGGACCCAAACUGGAACAGUUUUACCUAGCUUGAUUGAUCGGUUAGGCGACGCCAAAGAUCAGGUGAGGGACCAGGAUCAGACACUGCUGUUGAAGAUCAUGGACCAGGCUGCUAACCCUCAGUAUGUGUGGGACAGAAUGCUGGGGGGAUUCAAGCACAAAAACAACAGGACCAGGGAAGGAGUCUGCCUUUGUCUCAUCGCAACACUGAACACAUAUGGUGCCCAUGGCCUGACCCUAAGCAAAAUCGUACCACAUAUAUGUAAUCUACUGGGAGACCCCACUAGCCAGGUCAGGGACAGUGCCAUGAACUGCCUUGUGGAAAUUUAUAGACAUGUUGGAGAAAGGGUUAGGGUGGACCUCAGCAAAAAAGGGUUGCCACAGUCGAGGUUGAAUGUAAUUUUCAGCAAAUUUGAUGAAGUCCAAAGAUCUGGGAACAUGAUCCUCUCUUCAUGCUCAGAUAAGAACUUUGAUGAUGAGGACUCUGUGGACGGUGGCCGGUCCUCGUCUUCCUCUUCCUCCAAGGGCUUCUCCAGCAGCAGCAGGCGAGGGGGGAACGUGGGCUCCAUGAGACGCCCCAGCUCUGCUUCCGGGCCCCGGGCUCCAGGGAAGGAGGGGACCAGUGCAGGGGCUGUGGAUGAGGAGGACUUCAUCAAGGCUUUUGAAGAUGUCCCUGCUGUGCAGAUCUACUCCAGUAGGGAUUUGGAAGACUCCAUGACUAAGAUUCGCGAGGUGUUGCUGGACGACAAACACGACUGGGAGCACAGAGUAGCUGCACUGAAGAAGGUGCGAUCGCUGAUCCUGGCUGGAGCUGUGGAACACGAGGGUUUCCUUCAACAGCUCAGACUUAUGGAAGCUGCCUUCAAGCAGUCUGCAAAGGACCUGCGGUCUCAGGUGGUCCGGGAGGCAUGCGUCACCCUUGGGCACCUGUCCUCAGUGUUGGGUAACAGAUUUGACCAUGGAGCAGAGACCGUCAUGCCCACAUUGCUCAAUCUCGUGCCCAACAGCGCGAAGAUCAUGGCCACGUCAGGAGUGGCUGCCAUCCGUCUCAUCUUACGGUGCACACACUAUUCACGUCUCAUCCCCAUCAUCACCAGUAACUGCACAUCCAAGUCGGUGGCUGUUCGCAGGCGCUGUUAUGAAUUUUUAGACUUGUUGCUACAAGAAUGGCAGACAAAUACAUUAGAGAGGCAUAUCGCCGUCCUCACCGAGACCAUCAAGAAGGGGAUCCAUGAUGCGGACUCAGAGGCCAGGUCCAUAGCCAGAAAGUGUUACUGGGGAUUCCACGGUCACUACAGCCGAGAGGCGGAGCACCUGUUCCAGGCGCUGGAGUCGAGCUAUCAGAAGGCUCUCCAGUCUCACCUGAAGAGUUCUGACAGUAUAGUGUCGCUGCCUCAGUCCGAUCGCUCCUCUUCCAGCUCACAGGAGAGCCUCAAUCGGCCCUUGUCGGUGAAGAGCGUCGUGGGAAGCGGCAUGGCCAGAAGUAAGGUGGUGAGUUCCAGAGCACCUUCAACCCCCGGCUCCCUCCAGCGCUCACGCAGCGACGUCGACGUGAACGCCGCCGCGAGCGCCAAGUCUCGCAUGGCCUCUGUGCCCUCCCCUUCCCCGUUUGGCUCCGCCUCCGCCCUGCCCCCAGGGUCCUACGCCUCACUGGAUGGUGCAGCUGGUAAAACCGAGGGUCGUGUGAGGACAAGACGGCAGAGCUCUGGCAGUGCCGUGGGAGGUGCCACCACCGUGACGGACAGCCGUGGCCGGAGCAGAGCUAAAGUGGUCUCUCAGUCUCAGCGAUCCAGAUCAGCUAACCCCACUGGUGCCGGCAGCCGUUCCAGCUCCCCCGGCAAGCUCCUGGGUCACGCGUACGGCAGAGUGCCGCGGGCCAAGGCCGCGGCUACGCCGGCAGAACCGCGGACCAGGGUCCCGAGGAGCCAGGGCUGCAGUCGAGAGACCAGCCCCAACAGACUGGGCCUAGAUCGGUUCGGGCUUGUCCACCAGGCUCGCAUCUCUGCCUCGGUCAACGCCAUGAGAGUGCUGAACACAGGAACAGAGGUGGAGGCUGCCGUCGCCGACGCACUGCUGUUGGGAGACUCCAGGAAUAAGCGCAAGCCCCCGAGGCGCCGCUACGAGUCUCCGGGCAUGUACUCGGACGACGACGCCAACAGCGACGCCUCCAGCGCCUGCUCCGAGCGCUCGUAUGGCUCGCGCAACGGUGCCACCCCGCACUACCUGCGGCAGACCGAGGAUGUGGCGGAGGUGCUGAACCACUGCGCCAGCUCCAACUGGGCCGAGAGGAAGGAAGGGCUGCUGGGUCUACAGAAUCUUCUCAAGAGCCAGCGUGUCCUCAGUCGAGUAGAGCUGAAGCGAUUAUGUGAGAUCUUCACCAGGAUGUUUGCAGAUCCUCACAGCAAGAGAGUGUUCAGCAUGUUCCUGGAGACUCUGGUAGACUUUGUCACUGCUCACAGAGAGGACCUGCAAGACUGGCUUUUUGUCCUGCUAACUCAGCUCCUGAAGAAGAUGGGUGCUGAUCUCCUGGGCUCAGUUCAGGCUAAAGUCCAGAAGGCUUUGGAUGUCACUCGGGAGUCUUUUCCAUUCGACCAGCAAUUUAACAUUCUUAUGAGAUUCAUUGUGGAUCAAACCCAAACUCCCAACUUGAAGGUGAAGGUGGCUAUCCUGAAGUAUAUAGAGUCUUUGGCAAGGCAGAUGGACCCUGCAGACUUUGUCAAUUCCAGCGAGACCCGAUUAGCUGUGUCCCGGAUCAUCACCUGGACCACAGAACCCAAAAGCUCUGAUGUCAGAAAGACCCUUCAUAAUUGGGCGAGUGAGGAGUUAUCAGGCAGGCCCAGCACUACAGCUCUUCUUCCUGGAGAGGCUAACCUGGAGGAAAGGUGUAAGCAGGCUGCCCAGGUGGUGCUGAUCUCUCUCUUUGAGCUGAACACACCCGAGUUCACCAUGCUCCUUGGAGCUCUGCCCAAAACAUUCCAGGAUGGAGCCACCAAGCUGCUGCACAGCCACCUGAAGACCUCCAGCACCCCAGCUGGAGUGAGUUCUCCUAGCAACACCAUUGGGCGCACGCCACCCCGGCAUCCGUCCAGCAGGGCGAGCCCUCUCACGUCCCCCACAAACUGUUCCCAUGGUGGCCUGUCGCCCAGCCUGCUGGAGUACGACAUGGAGAACAUGAACUCGGACGAGAUCUACAGCUCGCUGCGUGGCGUGACCGAGGCCAUCCAGAGCUUUAGCUACCGUAGCCAGGAAGACCUGAACGAGCCCAUCAGACGUGAAUGCAAGAAGGAUGAUGCCGUUGGGAGAGAAGCUGCGUCCCCCGGGUGCGAUGCUCGCUUGGGCUUGGACGUGGUGGACGGAGGCCGAACCGCCCUGGACAAUAAGACCUCCCUGCUAAACACACCCUCUCCCCGUGCUUUCGCUGGGCCCAGGACACGCGAGUUCGCGCCUUACGGCUACGGAGAAACAAUCGGUGGUUAUGAUAAGAGUGCUCUAAAAGAGGCCGUCUUCGACGACGAUGUGGAGCAGUUCCGUGACUGCCGUCGGCAGGAGACUGCUGAGAACAGGAUGGUGCUCUCCAAGGGCUUUGCUCCUGAUCUGGUGGCAGACCUGCUGAAGGAGUUGUCCAAUCACAAUGAGCGGGUGGAGGAGAGGAAGGCAGCGCUGGUGGAGCUUCUGAAGAUCACACGGGAGGACAGCCUGGCUGUGUGGGACGAGCACUUCAAAACCAUCCUGCUGCUGUUGCUCGAGACGCUCGGAGACAAAGAUCACACCAUCCGGGCCUUGGCUCUGAGAGUGCUUAAGGAGAUAUUGAGGAGUCAGCCUGCCCGCUUCAAGAACUAUGCAGAACUCACCAUCAUGAAGACAUUAGAGGCUCACAAAGACUCCCACAAGGAGGUGGUGCGGGCAGCUGAAGAGUCUGCCUCCACCCUGGCUGGCUCCAUCCACCCCGAGCAGUGCAUCAAGGUCCUGUGUCCCAUCGUGCAGACUGCAGACUACCCCAUCAACUUGGCGGCCAUCAAAAUGCAGACUAAAGUCAUCGAACGCAUUUCCAAGGAGUUCCUCCAUCAACUGCUGCCUGACAUCAUCCCUGGACUCUUACAAGGCUACGACAACACAGAAAGUAGUGUUCGCAAGGCCAGUGUGUUCUGCCUGGUGGCCGUCUACUCUGUGAUUGGCGAGGAGCUGAAGCCGCACCUGUCGCAGCUCACGGGUAGUAAGAUGAAGCUGUUGAACUUGUACAUCAAAAGAGCCCAGACCACCAACAGCAACAGCAGCAGCUCGUCGGACGUGUCUUCACACAGCUAGCCCCCGCGUGUCCAGGGCCCUGCACUCACGAGUGGGAACUUGGCUGUGCCUACACUACACUGCUGUUCCUCUCUUACUGCUUUGACAUCUUUCUUUGUCCAUAUUACGUUGCCAUCUGUUAUACUUCUGUGGGUUGUUCUACACAUUUCUGGCGAUUUCCUUCACAGUUUCUCUCUUUUUUUAAAAUGUUAUUUUCCACUGGAUUAUACGGAUCAGCUCUUCCUUGACUGGCAUCGGUUUCUAGGUUAAUUGUAUUUUCUGUUUUAAAGCGUAGACUUUCUUCAUCUCUGAAGAAAUGUCUUCAUAUUUAAAUCUUGACAAGUCUUGAUAUUUAAAUUUAAUAAUGCAGUGGUUUUUUUUUCUUCCCCAAAUCAGUAGCGUUUAGUUACAUUGUUUGUUUAAUUGCAUAUGACCGCACCAUUUGGAGGGACCGAUUUAAAUGGGGAUCAGCUGUUUGUCAGAUGUUUCACUUGAAUCUCAGUGAUGGAGGAUCAUUUGGCUGGCCGAGUGAUUUUAAGUAUAAUCAUAAGAAAAGAUGAAGCGUCAUUGGUUCAGCUUAAAUGACAACCAAAAAAAUGUAGAACAAAAUGUGGACCUUUGUUUCCAUUAGUAUCCGAACAGCACAGAAACUAUUAUGGAAAAACUUUUAUCUUCAGAUUUUGUUUUAUGUGUGUUAUCGAAGGCCGUUUUAAAGUGUAUGAAGUUGUAUUAUAUUGAGUUGCUUUACUUAAGAUGUGAAAAAUCUUUUUUUUUUUUUUUUUAAUGUUUUGUUUUUUAAGUGUUUAUGGUCAGUUAUGCUUCUGCCAUAGUGGCACCAGUCCACAUGAUGGAACAAGAGAAACUACUGAAUGUAGUUGAAUCCUCCAAGUCCUCCCAGGAUUUUCCAUAUCUGUAGAAAAUGUAGAGGAAAUAUUCUGCAUAAAAUGUUGGUCAAAUCACAUGUAAACAGCCCACACUGGAAAUGCUCUUGCAAAAAAACAACAACAAAAAAAAAAGACUUAAAAAAAUGGCAGAGCACAAAGUGGCAGAAUCUUUGACUGAUUCUGUAGAACCACGAUGACGAGUCCAACACAGCUUUGUGCAGCUCUUGAUCUGUAUAAGAAUGGAGCGGAUAUGGUUUAGGAACUGAAGUUCUGGCCUGAUCACAAUGAUGCGUUAAUUCAUCAGUGUCAGCAGAUACCCAAAAUAUUUUUCAGCAACAGUUGAAAGAAAAGGCUGCACACGUUAUUCCUACAUUCAUAAUACAAGCUCAUGGACUCUCCUGUUAUUGACAGCAACAGCAGUUUCUUUUCAAAUCUCUUUAAAGCCAUGGUUAACACACAUUUCAAUGUCGAAUCCUGGGUGGAAAACAGAUAGUUUAAGAAAACGUUUUGAACAAAAUGACAAUCUGAAAUGUAAAUUGUUUUCAAAACACUAAGUCGUAAAGAGCUGGAUGAAAUAUUUGUUUGUACGAGCCAUAAGUGUAAUCAAGUUACAUAUGAGGCACACAGGUUCACAGCCACUUGACUUUAAUACACCGAAAGGAAACUGCAGAGCUUGACGAGUUUUAUUUGAGUAAGAAAAAGAGAAUCUCAGUUAAAGGACUUUACCAUUCCCACCAAUACCUAAACCAAGUACAGAAUGUUAAAGUUUAUAAUAACCUUUAAUGCUUACAUAAAAACGUACUGCUUAUUGAACUUAACAGAUUUAAACAAUUUCAGUGGUCCAUGUUUUGAGGAUGGCGAACACUACUAGGUCUUUUAGUUCUCAUAGUAUGUUUAGUCCACUCUGUUGAGUGUGCACUCUUAAAUGUGAAAGCAGUGCUGUAAAUACAGCGCAUGGCCCGAUGCCCUGUGAAAUCCCAUUCGAUUGGCACUAAUUAUAUCUUCCCUUCCUCUGUGCAGCUUUUGCUAUCAGGUGUUUUUUGUACAUAAAUUUCAGUCAUCCCCAUUUUCUCUAACAAAAAAAGAGCAAAACUCUUGGGUUUUGCAACUUUUGCAUGUUAGCAAAUAGCCUGCAUGCAACAGAUCACGCUGCACUGAAGCGAGUCGCCUUGCUGCUGAUAUAGACAGCCUGCUUCUUCAGUAGCGUGGCCGGUCUGUAAAUACAGUGUUGUUGGGUUUCCCUUUUUUUUUUUUUUUCUUUUUUUUUUUUUUUUGGGAGGUAACCAAGUACAAAAUUCAAAUAGGACUCAAUGACUCUACCAAACGUUCAUGUCUGUUCCUCCAUGCACAUGACCAUAAUAACAUUGAAGGACAGGCAGGGAGGGAAAUCAUCCUAGAUUUCAUGUGAUACUGCAUACAGGGCAUGUGGCUUUUUACAAAGGUACACUGUGUGUGCGUGCCUUGGUAAUAUGAGACUUCUCUUUGAAUGGCCAUGAACUGAUUCAGAACAUGGGCCAUAGAAAAAUCUUUAAUAUUGUUUGAACUAGGGUCCAAUUUAAAAGGAGCCACCUUUGAAGUUUAACACUGCGAGUAUUAGCUUUAAGUCCACCAGUGGGUCUCUUGAUAAUCUGUGGAAAUAUGGAGGCACAGACAGUAUUUCAACAAAUUGUUCUGUUAUAAUUUUUGUUUUGUCAUGUAAUGCUCAUAUCUGUAUUUAUACAUUUAUUUUAUUCUAUCAUGACAACUGUACAGUUGUGGUUUUUGGGUUUUGUUUUUUUUCCCAUUUUUAAGGGCCACCAGUGAUCGAUUUGCAACCGAAGUCUGUUUUGCCCUAGAAAUAAACCAACCUGAAAGUUUA